AUGUCAACUCAAACUCCCCACGUUCCCACUCCCAAGGGCGCUCGGAAUAACAACAACGCUGCCAUCAACAACAACCACCGAAAACCGUCGAAGAAGAUGACUACCCCACAUACACAGCACCCCGCUAUGCUGAGCACCCCGCCAUCUUCGCCGCCACGCAACAUGAGUCCGGCUGGAAUCAUGACCGAUUCAUCAGUCAAUGUCCAUUCCAAGAAGAAGCCUCCACGCUCUGGCAAGAAACCUCAACCUCGCAAUGCCAAUGGCGUGUCGCCUGCCCCGAUCCAGAAUGGUCACCAGAAUGGUCAUCGACACACCAACUCUCAGCCAGGCGUAGCGACUCCUCAAGCCAAGGAUAACGCGGCGGCCUACGCAGGUCCAACAUUCCAUGCCUCACCUGCUCCAUCGGCAUUGCCCAUUCCGAGCUUCUUCUCCAAAUCUUUCCCCGAAUCCGAUCUCGCGCCAACUCUGGAGACUGAUAGCGACAGCGCGGAGAUAGAACCCGAUCUUGAGACCACCCCAUCUAAGCCGCGAUCGGUUCGCCCGCAUACUGUGGCCACGACUCAGGCGGCGCAACCCACACCUCUCGAUUUCCUCUUCAAGGCCGCUGUCCAAGCCCGUACUGCCAAUACCAUGAACAGCCCCGAGGCAGCGCCCCGCGUGCACUCGCCGCAGACCGAUUCCCAAAAACUGCAGGCACUCAGCAAACACACGCCCGGUGGUAUGUUCCCCAUGGACCUGGAAUCUGACCGUGCGCGGGCUUCGCCAAUUGGUCCUUCGUUUGCGCCUUCGUUCCAAGAUCGCUUGAACGCUUUCCGAUCGUCCAGUUCCCCGUCUCAGUCUCCCAGUCCCGCUCCAGCUAUUACGACUCAGGAUCAAAACCGCAUGAAGACCGAGCAGUUGAAGUACAUGUUGCUUAACCCGCGCCCUCAGGAGCCGCCCUCUUCGUCAACCUCUCCUCCCGCUCAGACGCACCUGGGUAACUACGGGGGUCAUGCCACUCGACCCAACAUCAAUGGUACUGUUCCUCACUACGCCACUCCCAUGCGCACGUCCUCGGGGCCUCCGGCUGUUUUGUCGCACGGUUAUUCCCCUGUCGGUCCACCACCGCCGGGGCACGCCAACAACAACCACCAUAACAUUGCUGGUCAUCCUUCGUAUCCCUACACCCACGCCAAUGGCUCUCAGCCGCUCCGGAACGCCAACUCGCCUCUGAGACGCGAAGUCUCCGGAACCAAUAGCUACAGCAAUGGCUACGGUAAUGGUUACUACAGCAAUGGCUACCCUUCUGGUCACUCGUCGCCGGCGCCCUACGGGAAUAAUCACUAUGCGGCAACUGCCCCUGCACCUGUCCCGCAGCAGUCCGGCUUCGUUUCGCCGCAGCCUCAAUACACUCAGGCAGCCUUUCCUUUGCCAAGCAAUUCUCCAUCUCCGGCCACUUCCCGGCCGGUUGACACCAAGAAGAUGGAGGAUGACUUGCGACGAAUUCUGAAGCUGGAUGCCGCCCAGGCCCAGGGGCCAGGUCUUCCAUCUAGUGGCAUGCAGAGGUCAUUUGCUUAG
This is a messenger RNA of Penicillium subrubescens, 1557 nucleotides long. RefSeq lists its product as uncharacterized. The transcript has a single exon. NCBI's taxonomy places the organism in Eukaryota, Fungi, Ascomycota, Eurotiomycetes, Eurotiales, Aspergillaceae. Bases 1 to 1557 code for a protein of 518 amino acids. The record is from RefSeq and is a predicted model, not a curated record.